GGCGGCGGCGGAGGCGGCGGCGGCGGCGGUGGCGGCCAGGCGGGCGCCGUGGACGAAGACACCUUCCAGCGCGCCUUCGCCGAAGUGGUGCCGGCGUCCGUCUUCUCCGUGCGGGAGCUCGAGGAGCAGCUGGCGGCGGUCCGCGACACCGUCGGCGACCCGGCCAAGGACUGGAGCAAGCGCGUCGACGCGAUGCGGCGUCUGCGCGCGCUGGUGGCAGCGGCGUGCGCGGCGGGCGGGUCGCUUGAGGAGCAGCUGCCCACGCAGCUGCGGUCGCUGGAGGCGCCGCUGUGCACGGCGGCGCGCGACCUGCGCUCGCAGGUGGUGCGCGAGGCGUGUCUCACGGUGGCGUACGUGUCGGAGCGGCUGCGCGCGCGCGCCGAUCGCUUCGCCGAGGCCCUGCUGCCGCACCUGCUCCAGCUCAUCCAGAACUCCGCCAAGGUGAUGGCGUCUGCGGGCAACGUGUCGGCGCGCUUCCUGCUGCGCAAUACGCCCGCGCCGCGCCUAGUGCCGCCGCUGUGCCGCGAGCUGGCGUCGUCAAAGUCGCGCGACAUCCGGCGCUCGAGCGCCACGCCGCGCUGCUGCAGGACGCCGUGCGCCGGGGCAUCGCCGACGCCGACCCCGAGGCGCGCCUCUCCGCUCGCAAGGCUUACUGGGCAUAUCGCUCCCAUUUCCCUGAGUUGGCUGAGCAACUGCUCAACUCCCUGGAUGCAUCAUACCGCCGAGCAUUAAAUGGAGAGCACACAUUGUCAAACUCAAGCUCCUCCAAUUCUUUGCAUCAUCAAGCAGGCAGCGGACGUUGUGGUGGUGCUGUUCCUCGUCUACGCAUGUCAGGUUCUGCCCAGGACGGAUCUUCUGGCUCAGCACGCCGUGGAGCUGGUGGGAGUGCUGGCGUGGGUGUGCGCUCUAGCAGCGCAAUAGACCUCCAAGCUGCUCAGAGAGCCAAGGCACGCGCACAGUAUGCUGCUCUUGCCCGUCACAAAGUUGGUUCCGGAGCAUCCUUGCCGCGGCCGCGCAAGUCGUCGGACGCCGGCAUCGGCAGCCUCACCACCAGCGCCGCCACGUCCCCCGAGCGCGUGGGCCGCACGCGCAGCCGCGUCGCCGGCGUCUCGCAGUCGCAGCCGAGCAGCCGGUCUGGGUCGCCGUCUUCUCGCCUGAGCUACGCGACGUACUCGGCGCGCAUGGAGGCCGCGCGCGGGGGCGGCGGGAGCGGCGACGCGACGGACAGCGGCCGGCCGCGCCGCCUCACGGGCAUCCCGCGCUCCACCGGCGCGUCGCGGGAGGCCUCGCGAGAGACGUCGCCCAGCCGCUUCGGGCCCGCGCCCUUCGGUAGCAAGCUCAGUUGCAGAGGUCGUUCAUUAGCUGGCCUAGAGCGACCUUCUGUUCGUCCUGUAAUGGCACAGAAGAUAUUGCAGCAAAGCCGUGAGGCAGAAUCUGCUAUUGCAGAUGCGUUGACUUGUGAUUCUCUAGAAAGUGGCGAUUAUGCACGUGGGGGUCAUACUCGAAAACGACUAUUUGAUGAUCAUUCAGAUGACAGUGAAACAUCCAGUGUCUGCUCAGAAAGGUCAUUUGAUUCCUACAGGAGACCAUCAGACUUUCAACUCAAAUUGGAUAUAUCUGAAAUCAUUGCAAAUUGUGCAAGCACUCAUUGGGGUGAUCGCAAAGAAGGUCUGGUUGGUCUUCUGGUGUUUUUACAAACUGGCCAACUUUUGAGGCCUAAUGAAUUGCAACUGGUCACAGAAAUAUUUACCAAGAUGUUUAUGGAUUCUCACACAAAGGUAUUUAGUCUGUUUUUGGAUACUUUGUGGGAAUUGCUUCAAGCUCACCGUGCAGACCUCAAUGACUGGUUAUACGUGUUGCUUACAAGACUUCUCAAUAAACUUGGGACAGACCUUCUUAACUCCAUCCACACAAAAAUCCAACGCUUGCUUGCCCACGUUAGAGAAGCAUUUCCUCCAGAUUUGCAACUGGCUUGUGUGCUUCGCUUCCUUACUGAUGCCACUCAGACACCUAAUGCUCGCGUACGCACAGCAACUCUCACUCAUCUUACUGCCUUGUGUGCUGCGUGUGGUGAUCCUGCGGCAAUGCCCACUCGACCACCAGCUCCAGCUGCUCUGGCAAAAAUAGUGUCCCUUGCAGCCGAUAGCAAGCAGCCAGGAGAGGUGCGCCGAGCAGCCAGAGGAGCCUUGGUGGCAAUGUUUGAUUUGGCUGCCCCGCAAGUUGCAAUGAUGCUUGCAGAGCUUCCUCAGGAAUUUCAAGAAAUUGCAUCACCGUUACUGCAAUCGCACCUUCGGCGUAGUUCAGGUGGUGGAGGUGGGGGCACAGGAGGGUCCCCACCAUCUCCUGGUAGGGCCUCUCCUUCUGGAGCUCUGAGUUCCCCAGGCACGCCUCAGACUCCACGGCAGACUGCACUGGCAUCACGAGCCAUUGGUGCUGAAGAGGAAGAUCUCAACCCUGAAGAAGUAUACAGGUCUCUGCGAAGAACAACCGCUGAAAUUCAGAGUUACCCUUUUGGUGAUGCAGCUCCAGGAACAGGUAAUAUGGGUAAUGCACCAACUGCACUUGGUGGAAAACUGCCAGAUCGAGACCGGGAUACGACAUCACAAGACUCUGGCAUCAGUCAAAUGUCAGCUGGGGCAGGUGACAAGCUUGAUGCUCUGGAAGAGCAUUUUGAAGCUCUAAGUCUGACAAGAAAUAAUUCGAUUUUAGAAAAUUUUGUGGCAGAGUGUACAUUUGCUGAGUCUGUAGACUCAAAUCCCACCUUGGUCAUGGAUCAUUACUUUCAUGUUCUGGCAUGGUGGGACCUAUCCGAACCACAAUUUAUCACCAUCAAUAUUCAUUUUCUUCUCAAACCUCCCCCUGCCUGGAUGGGGCGUUCUUCAUCUUUAUCAUCACCAACACAUCGCCUCAACUCACUCAAAGAUUAUAAUGGUAUCGAUGCUGACUCUUCUCUUGGCCAUACAGAAAAUGGAUUUCUUUCAAGAGAGUCGCAAGAAGAUAGUGAGGCCCUAAGGAAAGCGUUGGAAAUUGUGCGGCCUCAAGACUCGCCCAAUGGAACAGAGGUGCCUUUAACUGCAAGCACGGCACGUCGGGAUGCAUUUUAUACUCUUCAGACACUAGCUAAAGAAGCAAAUGCUGCUGCUCUAACAGAGCACUUCAAAGUUUUACUGCGAGUACUCCUGGAGUUGCUGGGUCGUCCAGAUGAACCCCAACGUGGUGCUGUAUUGGGUGUUCUCUCAGAAUUGUUGCUGCGCCGGGAAGUAGCUCCAGGAUUCAAUAAAUAUGUUGAGCUCUUGGUGCUGAAAGUAUUGGAAGCAUACAAAGAGUACAGCAAGGAUGUGCCUCGAAUGGCUGAAUUAUGCAGUGCAUCAGUGGGAGCCGUUUUACCUCCAGACACUGUUAUCAGAGUGCUAAACCCUCUCAUUACAACUGGAGAUUUUCCUGUAAACUUGGGUGCAAUCAAAAUGUUGAUGAAAGCGUAUAACAACGAAGAGAGCUCUGUGCGAAAAUCAGCUGUGUUCUGCAUGGUGGCACUUCACAAUGCGCUAGGGGAAGCAGCCCUGCAGCCCCAUUUGGCUGCCUUAUCAGGUUCAAAGUUGAAAUUGUUGAACUUGUACAUUCGUCGUGCACAAUCUGGCAGUGGUAGUGGUGGAGGAGGGGGUGGAGGCAGUGGGAGCAGUGGCAACGCUUCUGCACCAACUUCUCCCAAAAAUAACCAGGCUCCCUAAGAAUGGGCAUUUGAGGUUUGCCUGUGUGCUGUUGCAAAUAAGGUUUUGAGAAGUAUCCCUCAGGCAAUGGUCACUGCCACAAUAUGGAACAAGAGGUGCCUAUUUGCUACUUGUUGCCUGACAAAUACCAUUGUCUUAUGAUAUUGAGGUACAUCACUCUCAAUUCUAAGAAGACGAAGCAGAAGCAGCAGCACCAGAAGCUCAUUAGAGCCAAUUUGAAUGCCAGCACCUUCAGUCUUAAGUAUUUGAUUGACAAUGUUUGUAUAUUUGCAAAAAUGCAAGUAUUCUCUUUGUAAGAUACAUGUGAAAGUGUUUCUUUCCUAUUUUAUUCCUCUUUAAUUUGAAGAAUGAAAUUCUGUUACAUUAAUUGUGUUAGGUUUCUAGUUUUGUUGAAAAAUGAGGAGUAGAAGAAAGUGUGUGAAAUUUUUGUGGAUUGAAAGGUGCAAGAACUCGCAGUAUCUGUGUAGUCUGUACAGCUUCUUUGUAAAAUGAUAAACUUGAGGAAUUUCCUCCAAGACUGAAAGUCAUAAGACUUAUGCUUUUAUCAUUAAAGUGAUCACGUAUUGUAGUUAUCAGAAAUGUGAGUUUUCAACUUUGAAACAAUACAUGCUUUUUGGAAAAUUGUGUCGAUGGAUGCGGAUAAUAGUGUUUUUAGGAGUCAGAUCGGAGACGAGUGCUGUGUUAAUACUAAUACGUUUCUGUAAUUAAUCUUUUGAGGUGCUAGUCACAUAAUCUUUUUAUUGGUUGCAUCCUGAAAAGUGAGAGAGAAUUUUGUUGUACAAAAAAAUAUUAAAUUAUCAAUGAGGAGAUCCUUUUAACUUCAAACAAUACAGUGAUUGAACCCCCAGUAUUCAUGGUGAUUCAUUUAAUUUAUUCAUGUUCAGCAUGAAUUAAUAUAUUUCUCUUUCUAUAACUGUGUAAGUCAUUGCAAUAAAUGCUAAUUCGUUUAAUGUCAAACAAAUUUUUUGAUUUCUUUCAAUUUCAAGAUUGUUGGUUUUGUUUUGUUUUUACAUUAAAGUUUCUGUGAAAACAAGUAUCUUGAUUAACUUUGAAAUAUAAAUUCUGAAAUAGAUUUUAAGAGUACAAUUGCAUAUGAUGGAGCAGCAAUACUGGACUGUCUAGUUACAAACAAGGAUCAUUUUCUUUUUGUGUCAAAGAAAAAUGUACAAAAUUAACUUGUGAUGAGUAUCAAUGAUCCAGAAACUGAUUUCAAAUCAUUGAAAUGUAAAUGAAAAUGGCAUUUAAUUUAGAAAAUAUUUCGGUAUAUUAAUAGAUAUGUAAAAAUGUUGUUACUGAUUUACACACACUUCAGUACAAUAAGUAAUAAUGAUGAAAUUCCAUGAAGGUUUUUUGAAAGAUGUAUUAGGUUGUAGAGUACUUGGAAACUGAGAAAAGGAAAAAGUGAGCUUUUCUCAGCCUUUCUCUUCAUACAUCGCUUUUCCAUUUUCUGUUUUUCUCUUACUUUUUACCUGGGAAUAUUUUGGACUAUUUCCUGCAACCUUGUUCCAUAUUUUUCUUGCAAUUUUUCCUCCUCUUCAAACUCUGUCCAUCUCUACAGUUCCUCUCUCACAGUCUAAUACUUCUUGAAUUUCCUCUUUACGAAUUGAAUUACAAAUUUUGUUUUGCUUACUCACUCCCUCACAUGCUCUGUCACACCAUUAUUCUUGCUAAACCAAAAUCCCAGAUAGUCAUAAUUUCUCACUUCUAUAAUUUUAUUUCCAGUUUCUAUUAAUUUUCUUCCUCUCUUCCUUCUACCCUCUUCCUCCUCCACCUCUACUAAACACCAUUAUUUUUGUCUUCUCAACAUUCACUUCCAAAUUUUUAGUUCUCAUGAAACUCUCACCAUUCUCUUUCAUUGAUCACUCUCAACCCUUGCCAACAAUACAAUAUCUUCUGCCUAACGCAACUUCCAUAUUUUCCUUCCUAUCUCAUUUUCUAUUCUAGGCUUUCUCAGUUGUAUUUCUACCCAUUAACAUUGCUUCAAAAAAUACUACAAUUAAUUUUGUUCUUUGAAAUUGUUUGCAUUAAUUUUAAGUAUUUUAAUUAUAGAAAAACAUUGUGUGUUAAUCAAUUUUUGUGUCUUGUUUCUUUAAAUUUGCUUUUUGGAAUCUCAAUGUUAUUUUUCAUAAUUUUUAUGACGACUUCAGGGAGCAAUUCUUAUUUGUGACAAUAUCCAUGAUAGCUACCAGAGUUGUAGAGGUAUUAAUUAAAUAAAGUAAGCACUUGGUUUUGCAAGAAAUCUCUAUUACCACAAAUAUUUAUGAAGCAUUGUUCUUUACUUUUAACUCCUCUUUGUGGGAGGAAAAUUAAUGUCAAAAUCCUGUGCGAAUUAUAACAGCAACUUGUUAGUUUCAAGAGCAAUGUGGGUAUGUUUUAUGAUUGUACAACAAAUUAUUAUUAAAAAUGUAAUUGUACAUUUAGUAAAUAUUCACUGCAUUAAUUUCACUGAAUCUAUGCAUUAAAUAUGCAAAAUCCAAAUUACACAAAGCAAUAUGCAAUAUAGCAGUUACAAUCAAUUCUUGUUAGCCACUUCCUAUUUAAUUCUCUGGUUAUAAUUAUGUUUUUAUUUGUUUCAUAAAUUGUAUUUGAACUUCACAGGAUAAGUUUUAUUCUUUGUCAGAAAGGAAGCUACUGGAAUGAAUAGAAAUAUUAAAUAACAUUGAUUGACUUUAUCCUUCACUAAUUUGUUGUAAAUGUGCUUGCUUAUUAAUGUUUCUUAAGUCCUGUUUGUUUUUUGUUUUUCAAAAAUAAAUUUUUAUCUUUUGAAUAGUAUUUGAUACUCACUAUUGAUGAAAUAUUUACUUGAUUUCAACGUUCUAGUUACCAUUAUUGCAGUCAUUAGUUCUUAAGAAUAAUUGGCAGCUUUCAGUUACUUUGAGAAAAGAUUCUUUAAUUUCGAGUGAGAUAAGUCUUUGGAAAUGGCAACCUAAAAUAAUUUAAGCAAAACAAAUUAAAACUAGAUAUGGAACAUUGUACUAAUUAUUUAUUUAACUUUUACAGAAUAAUAAUUAUUAAAUUUUUUAAAGAUUUAUAAUCUGCUGUUAUUUAUAAUAAUUUUUACAGCUAGGAAUUUGCUGUAUUAAGGAACUAUUUCAUUAUUUCAUUGAAAACGUUAUAUUCAUUGAUGUAAUGAAUAUAAAAUCCAGCAAAUUCUUAUUUCUUAGUCUAAGUAUCUUCAAAUACAGUUCCUUGUCUGUUUGAAUGAUUAAAAACUGGGGGGGAAGCUUUAUUGUAUUUGAUUACUAGAACUUUUUCAAAUUUAUGGGUGUUAUAGAAAAUGUUAAAUAUAUUAUUAUUAUUAUUAUUAUUAUUAUUAGAAAGGAAGUAAUAUAUUUUGAAGCCACUAUAACGUGUUACAAGAUUUUUCUUUACGUUCACAUUUCAUUUCGAUGGGCAGGCAUUGAACAUCAGAAAAUUUUCUGCAGCAUGAAAUGUUUUAAAUUGUAUUUAUCAUUAAGGUUAGAUAAUUUCUGUAAGAGCAAAAUAAUGUAAUUUUUUACUAAAUUUGCAAAUGCUUUGCUUGAUGUAAAAUAUGAAUUAUAAGUGUUCUGGAUCCUCGACUUUUCAUCAAUGUAGCAGAAUUUAUUAUGAAAACAUUCGAGUAGACAUGUUGGCAUUCUUACUUGUAGACUUGAUUAAUCUGGCAGAAUUGGCUUACAUGUUACUUGUAGUUGGGCUAUGUUCCUUGUUGUGUUCUUUCAUUCACAUAAUAUUAAGGGAUAAAGCUUCCGUUUACUAACUUGUAUUGUUGCUCUGUUGUAUUGAAUUUCUGUAGUUGUCAAGGUUUUGAGUUUUGUGCUAAGUGAAGACAAUGUUGGCAUUUGUACACAGAGACCUAGUGAAUUAGAAUGAAAUUAUAAGUUCUAAUUAUAUUGUAUUAAAAGGUACUUCUAGGUACUUUGCCAUAAUACAGAAAAAUUAAAAUGCUAUUUUCUGCAUAAUGUUUGUUUGUGAAAUAAGAUAGUACUAUAUGCUUUGAAAGGAUUACUUGUAUAAUGAACAAUGUGCAUGUAUGGAGACUGGGGCAAGAAUGUGAAAAAGAUCGUCUGUAUGUGGUGCAUGCGUAUGAGAGUAUGGUUUGACUUUUGGAAGGAGAAGUUGAUUCCAACUUGUCUUAAAAUUAAUUGCUCUGUUGAUGCCACAUUCCAAAUGGCUUUACACAGUUCUCAUUACUAUAUAGUAUUUCUUAAUAUUAGCCUGCUUCUUAUGUGUACAUUGGACUUGAGAGCUAGUCGUAGUUGAAUGCUGAUAAAAAUUAAUGAGGAAAAGUGAUAUAAUUUCAGGAUGUAACCAAAACAUAAGUAUGUACAUACAUAGAAGAGCACAGCUUUCAACCAAAUUCUGAUGAGUUUGGAAAAAUUGAUAAGAUGGUAGUAUUUUAAAACAUUGCAUUGCAAGAUGUACUAUUAUAAAUGUGAGACUUUCCAAGAAACCUAAUGUUCAAUUAUGGCCAUUUUUGUGCCAUUUAACUUGUGAUGCAUAUUACAUAUAAUUCCCUCUAACUUGUUUCUGAAGAGAAUAAUUAUGAAUUUAUUUGAGGUAUUAAUUGUGUAGGAGAGAUUGCCAGGUGGUGCUGAGUGAUGAUCGUGAUGUCAGGGAAACAAUUUCUCCCUCAUUGUCACACUCAAUCACCAUCACCAUUACCAGUUCCUUGUCACUUCAUAACUUUUUUUUUGCCUCCUUAGCAUUUCCAGAAAAAAUACAUAUCUUUUGUUCUUGCAAAGUAAAGUAUAUGCUCACAAAAUACUGAGUGCAAUCAUUCUAAAUAUUUGACUGAUGUAAAAUCAGACAUCAAUAAUUAUUUGGGAAAAAGUGAAGUAAUGAUGCAAUGCUUAUUUUUACCCGUGUAAAAAAAUUACAGUAAUGUAAAUUCUGAAUUUUGAACCUUGACACUUAGAUAAUUUAUUUUUUCCCCUCCUCUACCUUCCUCCAAUAGAUAAUUUGUGAUUUUUUUUCAUUUAGAGCUUCCAGCUAAGUUUGAGUUACAUUAAUUAACUUUCUUAACUUGUUUCAAAACCCUAUUUCAUCUUGUAUGAAAGUAUUUCCUUGCUCUUACUAUCAGAAAUAUGUUUGAGUUUAAAUUUCUACCUGUUCACCCAAGUUUUUUUUUUUUUUUUAUUUCUUUGCUUGAAGGUUUUAGUCUCAAUAUGUUGAUUCUUGUAUAAAACUUUAACUCCUGCUGCAUCAUCAUUUUCACACUUUUAGGUGCAACAACUUUGUGGUAAAUUUCCCACUGUAAUGUUGAGACUUUCAAUAAUUAUCACUUCCUUUGUCCUUCCAUAAUAUCAGCAAAGUAUUUAGGAAGCAUUUCUAUCUUCGUGUUUUAAGUUAGCAUCAUUGAAUAAUUUCCCUAAUAUCACUAGUGGUUGUUCAAACAUAUCUAUAUACCGUUUGUAAGUGCUUAUACAUUUUUUCCAUACCUUUCUAACCAAUAUAUACUGCAAUUUUUGCCUGCUGUAUUUUGGAUCUUCGCACAUGAUAAAAGUUGUUCAUUCUUCUUUCCCUCUAAAUGUUUUGUUCUCAGAAUACUGCAAUGUGUCUUUCAAGUUUUAUACGUAAGCUUCCGCGGCUCGAAUCCAUGAAUUCUCGGCUAUCCG
This is a messenger RNA of Gryllus bimaculatus (two-spotted cricket), 9325 nucleotides long. The record is from the annotation of a GenBank genome assembly. NCBI's taxonomy places the organism in Eukaryota, Metazoa, Arthropoda, Insecta, Orthoptera, Gryllidae.